Hyla sarda is the source of this 1769-nucleotide messenger RNA. It is a transcript of the gene CDC123, whose product is annotated as cell division cycle 123. The coding region runs from base 395 to 1363 and encodes 322 amino acids. The transcript is spliced from 13 exons. The record is from RefSeq and is a predicted model, not a curated record. Lineage: Eukaryota; Metazoa; Chordata; Amphibia; Anura; Hylidae. Gene Ontology annotation, cellular component: cytoplasm.
GGACGGAUCUCUGCACCAAUCCUAAUUCUAAUAAUCCUUGGAUAAGUCAAUGGUCCGCAGCAUCUGUCAAUCACUGCCGUGCUAUAUAGAGACUGUAUUGCUAAGACUGUUGCUGUUAAUUGGAUGUACCGCAAGUACCUCAGUAAAGUUUAUGCAAGUUCAAGUUCAUCUCUAUUGUGGACUUUCAUUCAUUUAAGCACGCACCUAUCGUUUCUGGGAAGGGUGGCGAUAGGCCGAAGAUUUACCUCAGCGUAUUAAUCCCCACCCUGGCGUCGCGAGUGACAAGGGUUAAAUUAACCCCUCAUAUACCGAAGCAACACCCCAACUACACUACACCCAAAGGAAGUUACCACAUUAUUAUUUUGAAAAAAGUCCCCAACAGACAGUCCUGUUAAUGUUGGGUCCUAUUCACAACAUGUUUUCAGGUGUUAUAAUUGCUCUCCCAGAAAAUGUAAAGGACUAUUUGCUUGAUGACGGCACAUUGGUGGUCUCUGGAAGGGAAGAUUCUGCGGGAUGUUCUCAGCCAGACCCUAACAGUGAUGAGGAAGAAGAGGUGCAGUGGUCAGAUGACGAGAACACAACAACACUUACGGCACCAGAGUUUCCAGAAUUUUCAACAAAAGUGCAAGAGGCCAUUAAUUCCCUUGGAGGCAGUGUUUUCCCUAAGUUGAACUGGAGCUCUCCAAGGGAUGCCUAUUGGAUUGCAAUGAACAGCUCAUUGAAAUGUAAAAGCCUGAGUGACAUCUUUCUACUCUUCAAGAGCUCGGAUUUUGUGACACAUGACUUCACACAACCGUUUAUAUACUGUACAGAUGAUUCUCCUGAUCCUAGUGUGAAGUAUGAGCUUGUUCUCAGAAAGUGGUGUGAACUCAUUUCAGGGGCAGAGUUCAGAUGCUUUGUUAAGGAAAACAAACUCAUAGGUAUAUCUCAGAGAGAUUACACACAGUAUUAUGAACACAUCUGUAAGCAAAAAGAGGACAUCUGUAGAUCAAUAGAACAUUUUUUCCAAGAAAACAUCCAGUACAAGUUCCUUGAUGAGGAUUUUGUUUUUGACAUAUACAGAGACAGUGAGGGCAAAAUAUGGCUUAUAGAUUUUAACCCAUUUGGAGAAGUAACUGACUCCUUGCUAUUUACAUGGGAAGAACUGAUGAAUGGUCGCAUGCCAGCAGACGAGGAGGAUAUAGACCAGGAUUUACCUACGUUUCGUUGUACAACUAGUGAAGUCACAGUCCAACCUAGCCCUUACUUGAGUUUCCGGUUGCCUAAGGAUUUUGUUGAUCUUUCUUCUGGAGAAGAUGCACAUAAGCUUAUUGACUUUCUUAAACUGAAACGGAAUCAAGAAGAAGAGGACUCGGAUGAUUAGGUUAAUCCAUAAUCCACAGUUAGGGGGCUUUCCUGUAGGUGACCUUGUCUUUUAAGGAUUCCAAGAAACCAUCAUUGUUCAGAACCUGGUUGUGAAGUAAUCCCUUAACAGGCAAUACUUUCAAAGGGGAAGGAUAUUUAAAAAGAAAAGAAAAAAAUGUUUUUUGUCUUCCGUCUGAUGAACACAUAUGCAAAAUAAUGAGGUUUUCAAUCCUAUACCCUUAAAUAGAAUUUCUAUCUUUUCUUCAUUGCUAGUUAAACUUUGCUCCUGUCAAUAGGCUUUUGGUCUGUCACAAAUCUUAAUGUAUAAUGUUUCCUAUCCUCUCCUCACUGUUUCUUAUUCAUGGAUAAUAAACAGAUAUAUCUUGCUCUCUUUGGUACUACUAAUAAACAUAUAUUGUACAGUU